Molecule: messenger RNA, 5940 nt
Organism: Acanthaster planci (crown-of-thorns starfish)
Lineage: Eukaryota; Metazoa; Echinodermata; Asteroidea; Valvatida; Acanthasteridae
Product: A disintegrin and metalloproteinase with thrombospondin motifs adt-2-like
Biological process (GO): extracellular matrix organization; proteolysis
Cellular component (GO): extracellular matrix
Molecular function (GO): metalloendopeptidase activity
Source: RefSeq, a predicted model, not a curated record
CUGUCCCUACGGCAAACAGUUUUGAAAAUCGACAGAAGUCACAACGGUCUCUUUCAACCCUGCUGGUUGGGGUUUAAAAGUUAGACAUCUACGAUAGUUACAAUCAUAGCAGUUAAUUUAUAUUUCGAAGUCAUUGGCGAACUUUUAGAAGAUGAUUCUACACAGUAAGAUGGAGAGGAUGAUGUUUAUCUCCGGGAUGAUCUUAUUUCUCGUGUUUCAAUGUACCAAUGUCUGUGGACGAUCUUUGGAUUCACAGUUGAUGUCAAGUGACGAUGCCAAGUAUUAUAUGGAUGCCUUUUCUUCGCCAGAAACGCAUGAAUUUGAAGUCGUCAGUCCAUGGGAAGUUGAACACUCCAGGAGAAAACGGGAGGCAGAUAACCCGUUCGACAUUUCUGAGUUUAAGUUCAACGCUUUUGGUGAGGAAUAUCACCUGCAGCUUACAGCCAAUCGUCAACUUACGCGCAAGGGACUAAAAGUGGAGUACGUGGAUGCAAAUGGCAAUGUUGAAGAGCGACCUCUACCUGAAGACCAUAAAAAUUGCUACAAAAUUGGCAGGGUGUUAUCGCAUGAGGGCGCUAGUCGAGUGGCCAUCAGCACUUGUAACAAUGGCCUGUCUGGGAUUGUCAAGUUGGAAGGCUAUGAACUGUUCAUCCAGAAACUCAGUGACAAUCACACUGAAUCCGUCCGAAGAAAAAGACGUGACCUGGAUAAUCCCCACAUUGUCUACCGGCGAUCAGCGGAUGAUGAAGUCGUUGAGGAUACCGAGGAUGCAGACAAUGGGACAGACACACACUUUUGUGGUUUGGAACGUGGGUACUACCAUUACCUAGAGACAAGCAUGGACGUGGAACUCCCUGAUGAAGAUGGUGAUGAAGUAAGGAGAAGGAAGAGAGAUGUGGGAUGUAAUAAUGGAGUUCCAGUUGGAUCAAGGACUCUGGAACUAUUUGUUGUCAUUGAUGCUGAGAUGGACAGAUAUCACUCCAUUAGAGGACGUAAUUCUACACAGAUAACUUUGACACUCUUCAACAUGGUUGCUAGUAGCUACUUACAUGAAUCUCUUGGAGUUCCUGUCAACAUAAAGAUUGUUAGGCUACAGGUCCUUCAAAAUACAAGUCUGGAUUAUGGAACAGGUACAUUGACUGUGACUGCAGAAGGAGGAGACACUUUAAGUAGUUUCUGCCGUUACCAAAGGGCCAUGAACAGUUUUGAUGAGAACAGUUUAAAUCACUUUGACACUGCAGUUCUAAUCUCCAGAUAUGACCUGACUCUACAAGGCAGCAGGUCUCUGCUUGGUAUCGCUCAAUUUAACGGAGCAUGUAGCCGUGAUUACGCAUGUGCAUAUGUGGAGGAAUCUGGCUUUGGUUCAGGCGUAGUCAUUACCCAUGAGCUAGGACACAACCUCGGUAUGGAACAUGAUGGUGAUGGACGGUUCUCAGAAGUUGCUGCCUCUUGUCAGAAUGGAGUCAACAUCAUGUCAUCUUCCAGGACGUAUGGACCAGGGUCCUUCAUCUGGUCCUCAUGCAGCAAAGUUCAGCUGGAAAAUUUUGUGUGCCAUCCUUUCAAGACAUGUUUGGACGACAGUUCUCCUAGCAACACUCCUAUUCCUUUGGAUCCACUUGAUAUGCCUGGUGUCAGGUAUACUGCAGAUCAGCAAUGCCAAUUCAUCAAUAGUGGAACCACUCAGAGUUGUCCAAGUACCACUUGUGGUCACUUAACAUGUCGAUAUUCUCACGGUUUAUGUUCUGGGACCGGCGUGGCUGCUUUGGAUGGAACAAGUUGCGGAACAAAUAAGUGGUGUCUGGAAGGAAAUUGCGUGGACAUACCAAGUAACAAUCCACCCUCUACAACACCGGUCAAUGGUGGCUGGUCAGCAUGGUUCGAAGGUCCAUGCUCUGUCACAUGUGGUCAAGGUAUUCGAACUAGAACAAGGCUGUGCAAUAAUCCAGUUCCUCAGAAUGGUGGUCUACCUUGUGUUGGAUCAGAAACUGAUACUCAAUCUUGUUCCGCUCAGAAUUGUCCCACUGUCGUUAAUGGGGGAUGGUCAUCUUGGCAAUCAGGUCCCUGUUCUGUGACAUGCGGUGGUGGACAACAGACAAGGACAAGAACGUGUACUAAUCCUGUUCCUGCAAAUGGUGGUACUCCCUGCAGUGGAAGUGAUACUCAAAUCAUCAGUUGUAACACACAGAACUGUCCCAAUGUUGUGAAUGGGGGAUGGUCAUCAUGGCAGAACCAAGGCUCAUGUUCUAGAACUUGUGGAGGUGGGCAGCAGACACAGAUAAGAAGCUGUAAUAAUCCUCUUCCUCAGAAUGGUGGUGCUUAUUGCAGUGGUAGUAACAUCCAAUCCGUUAGCUGCAACACACAGGACUGUCUCAUUGUUGUGAAUGGAGGAUGGUCGUCAUGGCAAACCCAAGGUUCCUGUUCCAAAACUUGUGGAGGUGGGCAACAGACACAAACAAGAUCUUGUAAUAACCCUCUUCCACAGAAUGGUGGUGCUUACUGCCAGGGAAGCAGCUUUCAAAUAAUCAGCUGUAAUGUGCAGCCAUGUCCAACUGUGGUUCAUGGAGGCUGGUCAGAUUGGUCCUAUUCCCUUUGCUCUCGAUCUUGUGGAGGAGGAACUCAAGUACGAACAAGGACUUGCACAAAUCCGAUACCACAGAAUGGUGGAUCUCCAUGCUCUGGGAGUAACUAUCAAAGUGGAAUACAGUGCAACGCACAGGCCUGCGCUGUAGAUGGUGGAUGGACAACCUGGGGAGAAUAUAGUCAGUGUUCAGCUUCCUGCGGUUUCGGUCAGAGGACUCGACAUCGGACGUGCACCAAUCCAGCCCCAGGGGCUGGGGGCGCUCCUUGUUCAGGGCCCAAUUUUGAAACCGUUCAAUGUGGUAAUGGACAGGGAUGUCCAGUGGAUGGUGGAUGGUCGGCAUGGCAACCCUAUGGUCCUUGUUCAGUGACUUGUGGUACUGGGCAAAAAAUGCGAACUCGGACCUGUACCAAUCCACCACCUGAGCAUGGAGGCCAAACUUGCACAGGCUCAAGUACAGAGUAUCUUCAGUGUAGUAAUGCACAGGCAUGUUCUGUUCCUGUGAAUGGUGGCUGGUCAGCAUGGCAACCAGUUGGUGGUUGUUCAGUGACUUGUGGUGGUGGUGUACAGAGUCGAACUCGGACUUGCACCAACCCAAUCCCUCAGAAUGGUGGUCUGCUAUGCUCUGGUCCUUCAACAGACAGUCAGCCUUGUAACACACAGAGCUGUCCAACAUCGGAUCAGAUCGUUAGUGGUACAUUCAACGAAGGAACUCAUGGAGAGUACAAUGAGUUUCUGACGAUCCCUGUGGGUUCAACAUCUGUUGUUAUCAGCAAUGCAAAUGUGGUUACUCAUAUGGCAAUCAAAGACGGCAAUGACUUUGUUCUGGGCGAGGUAGUUGGUAAUACGCUGCCACCAAGAAGGAUCACAGAACUGUCUUACCAUGGGACAGUCAUUGUGCAUGAUUACUUUGUCACCUCUGUGUCUGCUGAGACCAUCACCAUAGCCGGUCCCACGACUGUAGAACUCAAGGUCUACGUUCAUGUGCUGUUAGAUCCUAAUGUGUUUGGCACGCAAGGAGUGCCAGAUAUCAGUUGGUCAUUCCAGUCACCCAGUGUUGAGUACCAGUGGACCCUGACUCCAGGCCCAUGCAGUGUGACCUGUGGUACAGGUGUUCGGACAGAUGUGGUGCGUUGUGUUCUCAUUUCCAACCAGCAGCAGUACGUGUCUCAUGAUGAAAGUGUCUGCAGUCACUUACCCCGUCCAACACCCACUGUUGAGAGCUGCAACGAGGCUCCAUGUCAGGAGGCAAGAUGGUAUGUUGGUCAGCUAGACUGCUCAGGUUUAUGUGGACAAGCUCUGGGGCAACGUGGCGUCUACUGUAUCGCUUUAUCAAGUGCCAACUUUUGGCAGAUAGUGGACGAGUCUAAUUGUCCAGCAGAGAAUAAGCCAUCUGCCACUGCACAGUGUCAUGGUCUGCCUCCAUGUCAAACAGAUAACCAGGAGAUUUGUAAUACUGUUGUGACAAGCCAAGGUUCUAUCAAUCGUAUGAUCAGUCCAACUGGAGGAGAACUUUGUGGAUACACCAUUGUUGCACCUGCUGGAAUGGUGGUCAUCAUGCAGUUUGUGGACUUGGACAUUGCAUGUGAUCAAGGUGAGGAGUUGGUCGUUAAGGAUUCUUAUACUUCAAAGGUGGACCUAUGUGAUGUGACCAUCAGUCCUGGUACUUCUAAAGUAUCAAGCUCCAACGUGGUACAAAUUGAACACAGGACAACUCAAGCUGGCCAUGGAUAUAACAUCAUAUACAGCUUUACCUCCUACCGACAAAACUCAAGUUGCGAUGAGAUUUUACUAGACAGUACUGGGACCAUCCAGAGCCCUGGUUAUCCCAACAACUACCCCAACAAUAGACUGUGCAAGAAGUACAUCAUUGCUCCAGCCGACAUGAAGAUUGUGAUUUCCUUUAAUACUUUGAGCCUGUAUGGCCUGUGUUGGAGGUCUUCACCCCUGUUCUACGAUUAUCUCACUAUCCACGACUACGAUAAAACUACCUACCGUUGGUUUUGUGGAACCUGGAAUGAUCCAUCGCAACACAAUUACGAAUCAGAAUCUAACAGAGUCAGAGUUACCUUCAGAAGUGACUUCUUUUAUUCUGACCAAGGCUUCCAAGCCACUUAUUCCUUUGUCCCAAAGAACUGAUUUGGUUUUUAUUGCUUAAAGUUCAGUUAAGUUUGGCCAAGAAAUGUCACAAAAUGGACUCUACCUUUAAUCACUGGAAUGUUUUAUUAGCUUUCUUCCUACCGAGGUAACCAACAAUACAUUGUGAAAUGUGGACUUUUUUAUUUUGGGAGAUGCACUUAGUUUGUCCUUGUUAAUUUUCCAAGUAAAGUUUGUUAGGAACAAGUUUACCAUGAAAAAUUAUACAGUUAGAAGCUGGAUUCAUAUUUGGUAAUAGAAUCGUUGGGGUGAGGGUGGUGGAAGGGUUGUUUUCAGUCUUAGCUUUGUGAUAAUGAGGUUCAAGAUUUUAGGCAUACAACCUGGCGGCUACUUUGUAGCCAUGCGUCCUUCAGGAGAAUGCGUAGAGAGUAAAUCUGUACUGGUGUGCACUGUUGGCAUUUGGCAACAAGCAUUGUCAUUAUUGUUAGCAAAUCCUGUCACAAAACAUCAAAAAGUUCAGCAAAUGUUGCUCUUAUACAUGAAGCUAUUAUUUAUGGGAACUAUACAAAGACUCAUUUAUUUAUUUAUUUAUCAAUUCUAAACACUGUGUUUUCUACAUAGUUUUCAUAUUGUGAGUUAGCCAAAACAAUGGUACUAAGUCAGGUGUAUAGAGAGUGUUGCUGGACAACACAUUACUGCAUGUGUAAGUUAUUGAGUUAAGUAGAAAUAUCUAAAUACUUUUGACUUGAUGUUUUGUCUUUUCACUCAUAUCGAUAUUGAUGUCUUUAACUGUGCUUCUUUUACCAACCUUGUGCUUGGGGAUAAAAAUAAGACUAGUGAAGUGGCAGGCAGGUAUUAGGCCAAGUUGGUAUUGACUUAAGAAUCUAAGGCCAUUUGUCAGCAAAGGCUUGGCCAUUUUUAUCACUGGAACACACUACACUGGCUAGCCAUAGCCAGUCAGAGAAGUGGCAGAUGUAUCAAAUGGUAGGGUUGUGGUGAUCACUGAUUAACCAGAUUGUGCCAGGAAGUUUUAUUGCCUGGGAACUUGCAUUCUUUCAGUUUAUCUCACAGAAUUAGGUGUUCCCUUUCUGACUUGAGAAUCACAAAUCACUGGGAAAGACCAUUUAAGUUAAUGCACACUUACUAGUGUGACAUGUACAUGUAUCAAGUAUGCAGUUUGAUUUUAGGUCCUAAUUUAUGAUAAUUUAAUGUUUGACUAUCAGGCUGGUCCUGUUUAUUGCAAAAUAAAACCAGUUUUAAAAAGA